GUCAUUUCAAAGUUCAAUACACCGUAAAUCUCAUCUAAUAAGGCAAGAUGACGAGGAUCUAUUCGGUUUUCUCAAUUCUCUAAUAAAAUGGUAACUGUUCGGAUAACUUGGGAAUUUAAGUUGGCUUAUUACUUUCAGUUGUUGGUGGGUUUCCAUUAAAAACCGUACCAAUCGAUUGAAAAACCAAAAGUGACGCCAUCUGGAACGGCGACCGGAAAAUAAUAUGAAGGUUCGUCACUCGGUAGAACAGCUGCUCCCGUUACUGGUACCUCAAUCUAAGAACGGCUCAGAUCGGAGUGUACAGACAUUCAGCAAAGUACAGUAUUGGUCUUUAACAGGGGGCUUAGACGGUAUGGCUAUCCUUCCAAAGAGAUACUCGAGGACUUUAACAAGACACCAUGCACUCGUCUUUUUCCUUACAUUCUUUGCAUUUGUGUUCAUACAUGCAGCAAGAAAGACAUUCAGUAACGUAAGGACAGCUCUAACUGAAACAUGGACGUUAUUACCGCUCAAUGAAACCAUCUUCUAUAAUGACACGGUGGAGCCUAACGAGGAUCCAUUCUUGGAUUCUAUCGGACAAGCUGAGGUGUUUUUCAGUGUCCUUGAUACAGUAUUUCUUGGUUCAUAUGCAGUUGGUUUAUUUGUUAGUGGCUUCAUCGGUGACAGGCUAGAUCUGAGGCUUGUUCUUUCAUUUGGGAUGUGCAGUUCAGCUAUGAUGAUGUUCUUGUUCGGCACAUUAAGUGAAUGGGUAAAGGUUUACAAUCAUUGGUAUUAUACAAUAUUCUGGAUCAUGAAUGGACUUCUCCAAGGCACAGGCUGGCCAACACUCAUAGCAGUCAUGGGUAACUGGUUUUCACAGAAAAGUCGUGGUUUGGUAUUUGGUCUGUGGAGUGCGUGUGGGUCUGUCGGUAACAUUGUAGGAGCUUUCUCAGCUUCAUUGGUCUUAACAUAUGGAUAUGAGUUCGCAUUCCUUUUGACGGCCCUAUUGAUGUUCUUCUGGGGUUUGGUGAUUCUAUUAUUCUUGAACCCUACUCCUCGCGAUGCUGGAUUAUAUCUCGAUGGGGAGUUGGAAGAAGAAGACGAUGAAGAAUAUAGCGAUGAUGAGAAGGAGAAAAAGUCGACAGCAGAAGAUAAAAGUCCUUUUACCAGCGAGGAUGAACUGAAAUCUGAGAAGAAUGAACUACCUACUUCCAAUAAUCAAGAUGACGACAACAAUGACGUCAAUGAAGAGCAAAGAAGCAGACCUGAACCUAUUGGUUUCUUUCAAGCUUUCUUACUACCAGGUGUUGCUUGUUAUUCGCUGGGAUUUGCAUGUUUAAAGCUAGUUAGUUACUCCUUGUUUUCUUGGCUUCCGUACUACCUCACAUCAAACUUCUCCUGGUCAGAAGUAACCGCUGAUCGGGUAUCAAUGGCUUUCGACUUUGGUGGAAUAAUAGGAGGAUCAAUUGGUGGUUUAAUAUCUGAUUUCCUCGGAAUAAGAUCUCCCAUUGUGAUUAUAAUGCUGUUUGGUUCGAUGGGAUCGCUUUAUGGAUACAGUGUUACUCCAGCAAACAGCUGGAACGCUGUAGUGAUGGCCAUUGCGGGUGCAUUUGUAUGCGGUGUGAAUCACAUGAUCGGAUCUACUGUAGCGGCUGAUUUAGGUCAACAAACAGGUUCUAUGGGUCAAACUAAAGAAGCACUCUCAACAGUUACAGGAAUUAUUGAUGGUACAGGUACCCUUGGAGCUGCUAUAGGACAGAUAGUGAUUCCUACAUUGAAGAUCAAAUAUGGAUGGGAGUCAGUAUUUGCGUUUCUUGUUUUAAUGAUUGGAUCAUCUGUCGUCUUUAUAUCACCGAUAUUCGUAAGGGAAAUACGAUCCAAGUGUCAAUCACGGUCGACAUAAAAAUCUCAUACCCUUCCCUUCGAUCAAAGCACCAACAGAUCAAAACAAGGCUGUUUAGAUGGGAUACAUCAAAACAGACUCCACACUUAGGCGCCAUUUGUUUUCUAUUUUGUUUGUUUCUUCAUAAUGAUUUGAAAUACUUCUCAGCGAAUCAACUUAACAUCUUUUCAUGGUUGUCAUGUAAUUGGAGGAAACCAUGCCAUAGUUGCCCCCUCUCCAUGGAAAAUUUUCAUAGAAAUUUCUUCAAGAUAAAACACUGAGUAAAUGACAGAUGAAAGUAAAGUAAAAAAAAGUCAUGAUAAUACGCGGUGUACUAUAUAAAAAAUACUACUCCUCAUUUUUCUUUCACUCCACCUUUCAAUACAUGCAUGCGCUUUAGUUUGAUCACGUCAUAUACCUGAUCAUUCCUGUAAAAAGCUUUAGAACGUUAUAUGUAGUGAAACAAAAGUUGUAUUUUUAUAUUCUAAAUGUGUCAUAUUAUGAUAACGUUUAUUCAAAUCAAGUGAAAAUCAUAUCUUGUAUCAUUUGUUUAAAAUUCAAAUACUGUUUUAAUGCUUAGAACUUAAAGUUGUAAGAUUUCGUAAAGUAAUUAGGCAUACAUUUAAAACGAAUAUUUAGAAGAACCCCCUUUUCAAGUACUGUAUUUUUAAUCAUUUUCUCACUAUUUUCGUUAUUAAUACCCCCAUCUCACUAGAUGGCGAUUCCACUGCGAUCGUCAAAAAUCGACAAAGCGUGGUAUAUCGUAUAUUGAUCGUGGCUUGAUCUUUUCAAUCUUUUCCGUCGUACCUUGAUCUUUUCUAAAGCGGCAAGGAUCGCCACCAUCUUCCUGGUCGCCACAACAUUUUGAACAUGUUCAAAAUUUACGUAGCAAGAGCGCGGAGGUGCUAAAGCGCAUCACAAUCGAGUCGUGAGCGUAUUACAAACGACAUAUUAGUAGCUGUAACGGAGCUCUAACGCAUAAAGCGUAGUAGAAGCGCAUUAAAAGAAUUUGUUUCGCCCAAUUUGUCCAGCUAACGCGGUUUCCAACUGUGCGCACAGCUGAUAUGCGCGCAUAGGGCGGGUGUACACGCAGAGCGAGCAAAGGCGAAGAGUUGGGCAGGGGGGGGGGGGGCAUGCAGACGCUUCCAUUAUAACAAAAAGGGGAUAUGUUUUGCCCUUGACCCUUGAACCUUGAAGGAAUAAUCCCUUAAGCAGCUCUUCCAAGCUAAACUGGGAUGGGAUGUGCUGUGGCAGAAGGUGAUGGUGCAGACAAUUUUGUUGGAAUUCUAUUUACAAUAAAAGUGAAGUGCAAGUAAAAAUCAUGCUCCUAGUGCUUACAGCAUCCUAUAGGAGGCUUUAACCCUCUGAUGACAGGAAGGGUUAACAAUACUGAUUAUAUGUACGGGACAAUCCAGUGCAUGGAGUGUCACUGUCACAGUACAGACACAUUCUUUCACAUUCCUCACAUUCUUUCACACACACCGUAACUUCGUAAUUGCUCCCGGCCCAGACUAGACGGGUACUCAACACCCCUAUUUGCCGUUGGUACAGUCUACUGACCGUUCAGCUGCACAGGCCACGGCACAAAAACAAAACUAAUACGUGUGAAGGGGUGUGAAUACUUCCAAAUAAACGAAGUGCACGUUAUUUAAAUGCGAUAUUAAUUCAUACUGCUCGUUCUACAGAUGUUAUUUUUCAUGUCUGUAAUAUUCAAAUUAAAAAAUGAAGAGAAAAAGUGGCGUUUGCUAACCAUUAAAAUGACAGUUGUUUCCAGGCCACUGCACUAGUUGCCCACACGCUAUAGGUUUUGUGUGCAGUAAUCGCCACCGCGGUUUCUUCCCGUUUUGGCUAAUCUUCUAAGGGAACAUCUGAUUAGACGUGAAAAUAGGAUGAACUUUUAUCCAAUCCAAAUGACCCUUAUAUCAGAAAAAAAGCUGAAGUAAUUAAAGACUCUUUAUUUUGGCGGUUCUACCAAAGGUUCGUCUGCUACCGUUUUCAAGUAACACUGAGAUGAAAACCCCCUAAGUGAGAAAAACAAGCGAAUUUCACACAUAUCGCGCACAAAAAGGGAAAAAUAGAGCAAAAUGUUACUUUAGAAAUGUGAAAAUUGACGAAAUUUGGUUAUUUCAAAAUUAAGUAAAAAAUAUAUUGUGGGGAUGAGAAAAUGUUGGGGAUUUUAGAUCUGGUUCUGCCAAAGCGGUUUUCAUACAUGAUAUUAUGUUAUCGCAAUAGUAAGCGACUAAUUCACGAUUUUUCCCAUAGGCGUAACGUUACGAUACUUGUGAGUUUGGGCGGCGCUGACGGGUGAUCGCUUAACUGAACCAUGAAAUUCAUAUGCCAAGACAAUACUGCCACGCUGCUUCCGUUUACAAGGCGACUGCCUUGCGCUCCACACGCUUCACACCGCUUCCACUGCGACGCUUUCUUCUUUGGGUGGCAUGUGGCACAUGUUCUCAGCCCGCUGCAGGCAUUCACUUUGCGCUUUUGCUGCGCCGCUGAUGACUGGGCAGCGAUUGCACAACGACCGUCCGCGCUGCUAUAAAACGCCAUGCCGAUGGUGGCGGAUUAUCACAUUUGCAACAGACACGAGACACCACGACGUUUUCAAACAUGCCUCCCAGAAAAAGGACCAAAAAGGUAAAGCUGCCCAAGCUACCCCUGAAAAUCUUACUGCUGAGCCAGCUGGAAAGAGAAAAAAGGAUGCUCACAUGUCUUGAUGACGAAAUUGAAGAAUGAGGCAGUGUCCUCCAUUCUUAGCUCUGCCAUCAACCUGUUUUAAUGUCCGAAUUCAAGUCUUCUUUUUGCAGACAGCCAGGAUCGGACCCAGUAUCUUUUUGGCCUCCUUCUCCUGUCCUCGUAUUCAACUUCUAACUGAUAUUGUUGUAGAAUGCUAACGUGUAUAAGUCCAACCAAAUUCUGAACAUCCAUCUUGGUCGGUGGUUGGCAAUCGACUGAAGAAUGUCUCAUGUGCCGCGAUUAAUAUGCCGAUUGCUUGAAAUCGUUUCAAGAGCCCAUCGUGAACGUAACACAAUCGCUCCAUUCGUAGCACCACCGUAGCGAGGUCCUAAUUAGCGUAUGAGCCUCGUUGUACGGUCGCUUUGAUCGCAGAAGCAGCGCAUCACAUCUGCCCCGAAUCGUGGCAAGAGAGUGGCAGCGUCGUACUAUCAGCGUAUUACCAUCGCCUUCAGCGCAGGUCGGUCGCAGUGAAGUUGCAGUGCAAUCGCCUCGCAGGCUAAAAAUAGGAUUCGAGGAAGAUUCUGCUAUGCUUUGCGGGAUUUACACAGAUCGCCAUGGUCGCCUUCCCAGUGAGAUGAGGGCAUUACCCACCUCUUUUUCCACACGUGUGUUCCUAAAAUACCAAUUCAUCUACAAAAUAAAUUCUACUUUAAAAAGUUUAAUUAUUUUGACAACCAUUAGAGAUCUCGAUUUGAUUCACUAGCGUAUUUUUGGAAUGACCAAAUAGAUUAUUUAUAUUAAUUAUUGCGUCUGAUUGUCAAUUCAAAAUAUCAAGAUUACAGACAAUGGAAACAUCCAUCCAUCCAACCAACCACCCUUACACACAAACAAAGACAGCUUUAACUUUGCUCACUUGCCAACGUCAUACUGGGAGCACCUCUAAAGGUGCACAUUGAGAUAAACGGUCGUAAAGUUGUAUCUUUAAAGGUGUUCCCUAUUAUGAAAGAUUUGAGUAGAUGUUCACAGUGAUCUGCUCCUUUCAUUUUAAUAAGAAAACCAAUAUCAAAUGUGCCAAGUUGAAUCUAUUUUUCUCUGAGUAUACGAUUACCAUGUUUCCUUCAGUUUUUUAUUUUUUGUUCUCAAAGAUGCAUGAGGAAGUAUUUAAUGUGUCAGAUAGCCAUAUGUACUCGUGUGUUGACACUUAAUUCGCUCGCUAUCUUCAUCAUUCUUUAUAAAAGGCAAAGGAGUGACCUUACUUCAUAAGUUACAAAAGACUUAACUUGUGAUCAUUUCUUACGCUAGAUGAAAUAUCAACAUAUAGCUGACUUAACGCCUGAGAACAUGUUCCGGUCUUGCGCUGUCGCUUUAAACUUGACGAACAGCUUUCUGAAACACCCUCCUGGCCUAAUACUUUGUCCCUUUAAAUGUUGAUUAAGUACUUUAUAUUCCACGAGAGUAUUAAUUGCUGCAUGAUUACAAUAAAUUAUAAGCAAGGUUAAGAGAUCUA
Lytechinus pictus (painted urchin) is the source of this 6044-nucleotide messenger RNA. RefSeq names its product sugar phosphate exchanger 3-like. Gene Ontology annotation, cellular component: endoplasmic reticulum membrane. Lineage: Eukaryota; Metazoa; Echinodermata; Echinoidea; Temnopleuroida; Toxopneustidae. Gene Ontology annotation, molecular function: transmembrane transporter activity. The record is from RefSeq and is a predicted model, not a curated record. The coding region runs from base 224 to 1882 and encodes 552 amino acids. The transcript is spliced from 16 exons. Gene Ontology annotation, biological process: transmembrane transport.